CUUAGCCCCCGGAUCACUACGCUUGCCUGCAUUGGACAAGUUAGCCGGCAAGCCUAAUUUCUCGCCUCCUGUGUGUGCGGACACCCCUGCACCACCUCCCGCUCUCCUCACAACUGCGGGGAUCUAUCAACAAAUUGCGAGCCAAGGGGUCUGACCGGACGGUCACUGCACCCCGCAAUGUUACUCCGUGCAUUUGCAAAGCAUGAAGGGUUCCAGGAGCAUAAAAACACAAGUUUCUGGAGUCUGCGCGGCCAUGAGCUCGAAAAAGGACAUCCUCAGCUCGCCAAAAGUGCUAUCGGACAUCAACCCGAUCAUCUUCCGCGGCAGGAACCACAUAGCCUGUGUGCGGUGCAAGAACCAGAAGAUCAAAUGUUCUGGGGCGAAGCCAACCUGCGACAAUUGCAAGCUCACGGGCAAUGAGUGUGUGUAUCCGUUCAAAGACCGCAAGAUUAUCAUUUUGGAGUCGCAAUUGCAGCUGCUGCAGGCGCGCAUCAAGGAGCUGGAGGACUAUAUCAACGGCGAGACUGGCGAUAACGGCAAGGCCAGCUCUCAGACCGACCACCGCGCUUUUCUGCCGCUCCAGUUCCAUACCAACAACGAGCGCCUCGACAACGUCAUCAACGUGUCCUUCGGCGACUCCGAGCAGCAAGAGCGCAGCGUCCAGCCGCCACACCCCUCCAGCAUCAACUACCAUGUGUCAGACCUCUAUUUUGCCGCGACCGACGACUGCGUGCUCUCUCUGCCGGCGCGCGAGUACGCCGAGCCGCUCGUGAGCCUGUGUCUGGCGCAUUUCCGCGACUCGCACUAUCUCUACGAGGAAACAGAGUUUGUGGCCGAGUUCAACAGGGUCUACGACACAGGCGUGUGCUGCUCGCCACAGCUGCUGUCCAAGAUCUUCAUCACGCUCGCCAUCGGCGAGCAGAUCCUCUACUCCAUCAAGUCGCACCAGCUGUCGCUCGCAGAGCUCGACCGCGAGCUGUCGUCCAAGCAGCAUUUCGUCAACAAGACGCCCGGUCUCAAGUACUUCCUCGCGGGCGCUCGCAUCUUCCCUGUCCACGUUGAGAUGCCGACCCUGUCUGCGAUCCAGACCGCGCUGCUCAUCGGGUACUAUUUGCAGUCGCUCAACCGCAUCACCGGCUCGUACGUGUGGUUCGGCGUGGCCACCCGCUGGGCGCUCUCGCUCAACCUGCACCUGCGGCAGCCGUACCUGACGCCGCAGGAGAUCUCGCGCCGCAAGCGCGUGUGGUGGACCGUCUUCACGCUGGACUCGCUCGCCACGUCGCGCAUCCGGCUUCCCCAGAGCGUCAAGUUUAACGAGACCCAGAUCGACCUCAUCAGCGAGCACGACUGCGCCGAGUGGGGCGGGGCGCGGUUCCUGUACCUGCAGGUCUCGCUCAUCAAGUUCACAGACGACAUCCUCAACUCUGUGUACAACAUGACGUCGCGCAGCGUGUACACGGGCGAGAAGACGGGGCUGGGCACAGACCUCGUGGCAAACACGGUGAAAAUGGUGAGGGUGCUCGAGGACAACUUCGAAAAGGACGUGGCCCGCGACUUUGAGCAGCUGCGCAAAGAGAUGUACGACAACAAGCUGUGCGAGCUGCACCAGCCGCUCAUCCACGUGUAUCUCAAGUCGAACCAGUACUUCAUCACCGCCUGCCGGCCGCUCGCGCUUGCCGUGUUCAAAAAGUUCAUUGCCACAGACGACGCCCGCAUCGCACAGGUACUGCGCAAGUGCAUCAACGCUGCCAAGGAAACCAUCUCCGUGCUGCGCCACCUCAAGCUGCUCAAGCUGCUGAUCACCUUCGACUACUGGCACACACACUUCCUCUUCAACUCGAUCCUCAUCCUGCUCAUCACGCUCAACCUCGAAAACAACCACACGGCCCUCACGCGCGGCAUCGACCUGCUCAAGUUCAUGGCCCUUGCAGGCAACCACGUCUCCAAAGACUCGCUCAACAAGCUGAUCCAGCUCGUGCGCAUCUUCAACGACCUCGGCUUCAACCUCGACUUCGACCUCACACUGCCCAAGUUCGACACCUCCUACGUGCCACAAACGGUCGACAGCCCCGAGGACAGCGUCGAUAUCCAGCUAAUCCACCCUGACACCAACCCCUUGGACCAGAACAUCCAGGACCAGAUCGACCAGACAAACUUCCAGCUGCAGCAGCAACAGCAGCAGCUACACCACCACACAGAACAGCUACCCUUCAUGUUCCCAAACCCUGAAGACUUUGCAGGCAAGCAGCCAUCCAACAGCUAUCCGCAUGACGAGCUGUUCAACUCCAACUCGAGCUUUUUUGACAACCUGCUCAACAACAUGCAGACGUGGGAUCUUGUGCCCAGCUUAACCGGUCCCGACAACAGAACGGAGGCAAAUCCCUCUCUGCAGGACCCCAUGUUCUCUGCGCCUCCCUUCGCUCCGCCCACCCAGGCUCGUGCAGAACGCUAUCCGCUCAAGUCUAGACCGCUUACGUAACGCUCCUCCCCAGUUCGACACAACCCUCCUACAUCGGAGAAACGAAAUAUCUUUGUGUCGGUGCGAAAAAGCAACCUGCAGCACCGGGGGCAAAAUCUAUUUUUCUCUUGGCGCACGCAAAUGGCGAGGCCUUACCAUUGGGACGGUAAUCAGUAGAUGGCCAAGUGCCAGCGUAGACACAAACUCGUCUGCAGAGGCCGGUAUGUGCUGCUUUGCUGGAGCUUCUGCCCCCGCGCUGUCUCGCCGAUCUCACUUUGCUCUCUGCGUGUUUGCUUCACUCGCAUUUCUUCGAUCUUGCCUCAAUUACAUUGCCUCUUUAGGAACGGUUUUUUAGUUUUUUCUUUUCCUGCAGGGUAUCUACGUACGAUG
This is a messenger RNA of Ogataea polymorpha, 2848 nucleotides long. RefSeq lists its product as uncharacterized. Gene Ontology annotation, cellular component: nucleus. Gene Ontology annotation, molecular function: DNA-binding transcription factor activity, RNA polymerase II-specific; sequence-specific DNA binding; zinc ion binding. Bases 254 to 2479 code for a protein of 741 amino acids. Gene Ontology annotation, biological process: positive regulation of transcription by RNA polymerase II; DNA-templated transcription. The transcript has a single exon. The record is from RefSeq and is a predicted model, not a curated record. NCBI's taxonomy places the organism in Eukaryota, Fungi, Ascomycota, Pichiomycetes, Pichiales, Pichiaceae.